AUGAGUAAGCGGAAUCCACAGAUUCUGAAGAUAUUCCUCUACAUGCUACUUCUCAACUCUCUCUUUCUCUGCAUCUACUUCGCUUUUCACUCAUCGUCGUCGUCACCGGAGCAAAACCCCAAUUUCCCACUGCGGUUUCACGUCUCCGUCAACAACCACUCGGCGACUCAGAAGCCGUGGCCGAUCUUACCUUCCUACCUUCCGUGGACGCCGCCGCAGAAGAAUCUACCCACCGGCUCCUGCGAAGGUUACUUCGGGAAUGGAUUCACUCGGAGAGUUGACUUCCUCAGACCCAGGACUUCCAAAGGGAGCUGGUUUCGAUGCUUCUACAGUGAGACGCUACAUAGCUCGAUAUGCGAGGGAAGGAAUCUGAGGAUGGUCCCCGAUCGGAUCGUAAUGUCGAAAGGAGGCGAGAAGCUAGAGGAAGUCAUGGGAAGGAAAGAGGAGGAGGAGCUCCCGGAGUUUCGGGAAGGUGCGUUUGAGGUGGCGGAAGAGGUUUCCCGGUUAGGGUUCAAGAGAAACCGCCGCAUCGGCGGAGGAGGCAGUGUGAUUUCGCGGCGGCUGGUGAAUGACGAGAUGCUCAACGAAUAUAUUCAACAAGGUGGCAUUGAUAGACAUACAAUGAGGGAUUUGGUAGCUUCGAUUCGUGCUGUUGGCACCGAAGAUUUCGUUUGUGAAGAGUGGGUGGAAGAACCAACUUUGCUGGUCACUCGAUUUGAGUAUGCAAAUCUCUUCCAUACCGUGACAGAUUGGUACAGCGCUUAUGUUUCCUCUAGAGUCACCGGUUUGCCUAAUCGGCCACACGUUGUUUUCAUUGAUGGACACUGCACGACGCAGCUAGAAGAAACAUGGACUGCUUUAUUUUCCGGAAUCAGAUACGCAAAAAAUUUCAGCAAACCGGUUUGUUUUCGUCACGCGAUUCUUGCACCAUUGGGAUACGAAACCGCGCUUUUCAAGGGCUUGACCGGAGAGAUUAACUGCAACGGCGAAUCAGCUCAAAGUCUGUGGCAAAACCCGGAUAACAAGAAAACCGCGAGGCUCUCAGAGUUUGGCGAAAUGAUAAGAUCAGCUUUCGGGUUUCCUGUGAACAGACACCGCUCAUCGGAAAAACCUUCGUCGUCUUCAUCAUCCUCUGUUCACAACGUUCUCUUUGUCCGCCGUGAAGAUUACUUAGCGCACCCUCGUCACGGCGGUAAAGUCCAGUCUCGGCUCAGCAACGAGGAAGAAGUGUUCGACUCGUUGCACCACUGGGUCGAAUCUGGCUCCAUUGGUUUGACGAAAUGCGGGAUCAACCUUGUGAAUGGAUUGUUUGCGCACAUGUCGAUGAAAAAUCAAGUCCGAGCCAUCCAAGACGCGUCAGUGAUCAUAGGAGCUCACGGAGCGGGGAUGACUCACAUUGUGUCUGCAACACCAAACACUACGAUAUUUGAGAUUGUGAGCGUAGAGUUUCAGAGACCUCAUUUCGAGCUUAUAGCCAAGUGGAAAGGUUUGGAGUAUCAUGCGAUGCAUCUGGCGAAUUCACGGGCGGAUCCAACGGCUGUGAUUGAUAAGCUAAAAGAGAUAAUGAAGAGCCUUGGCUGCUGAAACCCACACACACAAAAACAAAAAAAAACAAAUGUGGAAUCGGAGUAGCGAGCGAGUUCGAGUCUCCGGUGACUCGUGAGUUCGAGUCUUAGCGGCCACGGGAUGUUAUGAUAUAUAUACUCUUUUUUUUUUCAUUUGUAGGUGAGUUAAUGAUGUCAAAGUGGUGUAAAUUAGCUUUUGCUUUUUGUACUAGACAGGCUUUUUGACCCGUGAGUUCGAGUCUUAGCGGCUACGGGAUGCAUUCUGAUUCAUAAUUAUUCCAUAGUAUCUGGAUGUAAAAGUGAUACAUGGUAUUUCCAAAAUUUCCUUGUUUUUU
This is a messenger RNA of Eutrema salsugineum, 1900 nucleotides long. Its product is annotated as beta-(1,2)-xylosyltransferase. Gene Ontology annotation, molecular function: glycosyltransferase activity. The transcript has 3 exons. NCBI's taxonomy places the organism in Eukaryota, Viridiplantae, Streptophyta, Magnoliopsida, Brassicales, Brassicaceae. The record is from RefSeq and is a predicted model, not a curated record. Bases 1 to 1584 code for a protein of 527 amino acids.